ACAUAUGUAGAGUAUGUCGGUCUGAAGGAACUCCUGAAAAGCCUCUCUAUCAUCCAUGUGUAUGUACUGGCAGUAUUAAAUUCAUUCAUCAAGAAUGCUUAGUCCAAUGGCUCAAACACAGCAGAAAAGAAUAUUGUGAAUUAUGUAAACACAGAUUUGCUUUCACACCAAUUUAUUCUCCAGAUAUGCCUUCUCGGCUGCCAAUCCAAGAUAUAUUUGCAGGAUUGGUUACAAGUAUUGGCACAGCAAUACGAUACUGGUUUCACUAUACUCUUGUGGCCUUUGCAUGGUUAGGAGUUGUACCUCUUACAGCAUGCCGUAUCUACAAGUGCUUGUUUACUGGCUCUGUGAGCUCACUAUUGACGUUGCCAUUAGAUAUGUUAUCAACGGAGAAUUUAUUGGCAGACUGUUUGCAAGGUUGUUUUGUUGUGACGUGCACACUCUGUGCGUUUAUCAGCCUUGUAUGGUUACGUGAACAAAUUGUCCAUGGAGGUGCACCACAGUGGCUAGAACAGAAUCAGCAGCAAGCCAUUAAUGGUGUUGGGCAACAGAAUGAGGCUCAGGGUGUAGGAAACGCUGGCGCUGAAAAUGCUGUACUUGAUCAGCCUGCGGACCAGCCUGCUGAGAAUGUAGUUGUAGGUGAAAAUCCAGAAAUCCUAGAAGAACAGCCAGAUGAAGAAGAAGAAGACAAUGAAGAUGAAGAAGACGUUGUAGUUGAAGAUGCAGCAGAUGCAAACAAUGGAGGACAAGAUGACAUGAAUUGGAAUGCAUUGGAAUGGGAUCGAGCAGCAGAAGAACUUACAUGGGAGAGAAUGCUUGGACUUGAUGGAUCCCUAGUUUUUUUGGAACAUGUGUUUUGGGUGGUAUCAUUAAACACACUAUUCAUACUUGUCUUUGCAUUUUGCCCCUAUCACAUCGGACACUUCUCUAUAGUUGGUCUUGGCUUUGAAGAAUAUGUUCAAGCUUCUCACUUCGAAGGCCUAAUCACAACCAUCGUUGGCUAUGUGCUGCUGGCAGUUUCAUUAAUUGUCAGUCAUGGUGUGGCAGCGCUUGUAAAAUUUCAGAGAUCACGUCGCCUGCUUGGUGUGUGCUACAUAGUUGUCAAGGUGUCCUUAUUAGUGGUGGUAGAAAUCGGUGUUUUUCCUCUUAUCUGUGGCUGGUGGCUGGACAUUUGUUCGCUGGAAAUGUUUGAUGCUACUUUGAAGGAUAGAGAAUUAAGCUUUCAGUCUGCCCCUGGCACUACAAUGUUCCUACAUUGGCUAGUCGGAAUGGUAUAUGUCUUCUAUUUUGCAUCCUUCAUCCUCCUCCUGAGAGAAGUACUGAGACCUGGUGUCCUCUGGUUUCUGAGGAAUUUAAAUGAUCCAGAUUUUAAUCCAGUUCAAGAAAUGAUUCACUUGCCCAUUUAUAGACAUCUCAGGAGGUUUAUUUUGUCAGUGAUUGUCUUUGGUUCAAUUGUCUUGCUCAUGCUUUGGCUUCCUAUACGAAUUAUUAAAUAUCUGCUGCCUCACUUUCUACCAUAUAAUGUAAUGCUCUACAGUGAUGCUCCUGUAAGUGAACUUUCCUUAGAAUUACUUUUGCUUCAAGUGGUUCUGCCCGCUUUGCUUGAACAAGGGCACACAAGGCAGUGGCUGAAGGGGCUUGUACGAGGAUGGACUGUUACUGCUGGCUACUUAUUGUAAGUGUGAAGAGUCCGGUCCUUUCAAAUGAUUGAGUUAAACUUUUUAUUACUUAAAUAAUUGAAGCUGAGUGUUCAAUGUUUGUCUGCUUUAUCUUUACAGUCCAACUCAAAAGAAUAUGCAUAUAAGGGCUUAGCAUGUGUUAAAAAUGAAGCAGUAUAAAUUACUACGCAACGUUUAUAUUAUAUUUUAAGUUUGUGCAAGAGAAAUUGUUUUAUUCCUUUAAAAUAUACAUUGACGAUAAGUACAGGUAGUUCUUAACAUGUAACCAGAACGGAGUUUGCCCCUUAUGGUCACAAGUUUUGUUGCAGUCAUUGUGCAGAUGGCGUACCCUAUUUUUCGGUUUAUAAGACGCAC
Messenger RNA from Thamnophis sirtalis, 2033 nucleotides. Lineage: Eukaryota; Metazoa; Chordata; Lepidosauria; Squamata; Natricidae. The record is from RefSeq and is a predicted model, not a curated record.